Molecule: messenger RNA, 444 nt
Organism: Rotaria sordida
Lineage: Eukaryota; Metazoa; Rotifera; Eurotatoria; Philodinida; Philodinidae
Source: the annotation of a GenBank genome assembly
AUGGCUGGUGUAGCAAAACUGUUUGAUGGUCAUAUUAUAAAUAAAUCAAAAGAAUCAGUUGAUCUUAAUGAUGAAAAAUAUAAAGGCAAAACAAUUGGUCUUUAUUUUAGUGCUCAUUGGUGUCCACCAUGUCGUGGUUUUACUCCUGUAUUGAUUGAAUUUUAUAAAACACAUUCAGAAAAUAAAAAACUUGAAAUAAUAUUUAUAAGUUCUGAUCGUGAUGAAAAAUCAUUUAACGAAUAUUAUGAAGAUAUGCCUUGGUUAGCAUUAGAUUUUACAGAUCGUAAAAAAAAAGAAGAAUUAGGAAAAAAAUUUAAUGUUAGUGGUAUUCCAACAUUAAUUUUACUUGAUGGAGAUUCAGGUGAUGUUGUUUGUACUAAUGCAAGAAGUCAAAUUCAAUCGGAAGAUAGUAAAGGAGAAAAAUUUCCAUGGAAAUCAUCAUAA